UUUCGUAGUUAAUUUUUGCUUAUAUUUUUUACUUUAUUAGGAACAGAAGAUUCAACCAACUUUGAGAAAAGAUAAAUUAGUCGUACUUUUUAAUGAAAAUUAAUUUUGUGAAAUAACCACACGACUUCACAUAGAAGCCAUCACGAAAUGAUUGUGUAUAAGAAAGAGGAAGAAUGAUGGGAAAUUAAUAUAUAUAAUAAAUUGUUACCGUCUACAAACCACCCGACAAUGCUAAUAACAAAUGAGUUGAUGAUGGCGGGAUAUAUUCCAUACAUUUGGUUUGUGUUUUGAUCAGCUGAUUGGCUAACUUGUGGCUUGUGUUUGUAUCAUUACAAGUUGUCGUUUGCAUCAUUAUAAAAAUGAAAGCAUUGAAUGAUUUUUUAUUUUCUUAAUCGCACAUUACCAAUAUGAAUUCAGGUGGUUGGAUACAUAAUUUUGCGGUUACUGAUCACCAAACUCAUAAGGGAGGAUAUACUGUUUACAAGAUUACUUCAAUUGUAUUUCCUCGUUCUGAGCCUAAAGCAUUGACUUGUUUAUUUGUGUGGAAACGUUUUCAUGACGUAAAGCGCCUGCAUCGCGAACUGAAAAAAUGGCAAAAGGGUUUAACUGGACAGCUUCCUGAACCUGCAGAUGCAGACUGCAGUUACUUUAAACGGUUCGAUGCUGAUGUUAUACAAAAGCGAAAAGAGUACAUAUUAAAAUUACUAGAUUUUGUCGCAUUGCAUCCGCCGCUUUACAAAUGUCACGCUUUUGCUCAAUUUUUUAGUGAAGUAACUUCUUCAAAACCUCAGUGUAGAAGACGUAUACCUACUAUCCAGCCGAAGCAAAAUGUAAACGUAAACAAAAUUCAAUCCGCUAUUGAUAUAGAAGAUAUGCGAUACAUAGGAAUUGGGGCGGAAGUCAAAACAAAAGCAGAUAACGCUUAUUUUGAUAAUACAAGAAAUAAAGCUAAAAAUACUGACGAUAACGAUGUCAGUAUUGAAAAGAUUAGUGGGACGUCAUGUCUUACGUCUAUGGCUUCCAUAGAAAGCGAUGAUAGUGAUUAUAUAUACGAAGCAGCUCUGGUAUUAAGUCACGCUGUAAAAGCUGAAGUCAACCAUGAGUAUUCAGACGCCUAUACCCUUUAUAAACGGGGCGUAGAUUUUUUAUUAGCGGGUUCUAAAGAUGAUAACAAUAAGGAGCGUAAAUUUAUAGCCAAAUCCAAAAUAAUUAAAUAUUUAGCAAGGGCAGAUGAUAUAAAAGAGAAAUUCUUAAAUCCUAAUAGAACUGUCAGCUGGCCAUCAUUGGGAAAUGUACAAUUAACUAUUGACGUAGGCGGCAGUGCCGAUGUUAACACAAAAAGCUAUUAUCUAGAGAGGCCGUGGAAUCAUGUAGCCAAGUAUAAGGUAUUAGGCGUGUUGGGUGAGAAGGUAUUACUUGUGCAAUGUAUAACUGAAAUGCAGAAACCGCAGUACGUAAUGAAAGGUAUAGAGAAGCCGUCAAGUAAUUCGCCGACACAAAGUAUCUUUUUACCACAACAAAUACGAAAUAUGGUAGACUUAGUAGCUUUCUUCCAAAACGAGCAGAAAAUCUUCCUUUUACUUAAAGUUGCUCAAGGAGGGCGAUUGUUGGAUUAUAUUCACAAUUAUGAAAGUAAUUGUAAAAAAUCAGAAAGCAUGGAUAAACUAUUUCCGGAACUAAAUAAUGAAAAUAUUCAAAAUAACCGAAGAGAUGAGGAAAAUGGAAAUUCUUCCAUGGAGAUAGAAGACAUAGUUAAAAAUUCUAAACAGUUGUUAAAAUCAGUUGCCCAUACUUUAAAUACUUUAAAAGAAAGCGUGGAUAAAGCAGGUGAUUCGCAGCUAGCACCAGCAAUUAAAAAUCAUGGCGACGAACCUUUAAACAUUCAAAACAACAAAUUGCUUAGAUUGCCUGAAGCUUCAAUUAAACAAUGGGCUCGAGAGCUCUUAAUUGCUAUACAUAGCCUGCAUGAGAAGGGCAUUAUUUUAGGAGACCUGCAUAGUAAUAACAUAUUGUUAGGCGAUAAGGGACAGCUGUUGUUAACGUAUUUCUAUCAAAACGAAAGCCUGUGCUCUAACAGCUAUGUACACAAGGCCGUGAAUUCAGUUGCUUUGGGUGGACAUUUUGUAGCACCUGAGCGGUCUUUGAGUUUUAAAUCGGAUUGGUGGAGUUAUGGUAUUAUACUCUACGAAAUACUGCUUGGGCUGCCUUUUAAAUAUGCUCAUCCGGGACAAAUAGAUAUGUACAGUUCAAUUCAAUAUCCAGAGAAUGUAGAAGUAAGCGAAUCAGCGCAGGAUUUGUUGGAGAAACUUUUAGAUAAAACUCCUGAGGAACGCAUCGAUUAUGAACAAAUAAAAAAUCAUAAAUUCUUUGAAGGAACAAAUUGGCAGGAAAUGGCAAAUUAUUUGCAGUAGUGAAAUGUAUUUAUUUUUUUAUGUAUAUAUUUCGAAGGAUUUUUUGUUUUUAUUUUUAUAAUUAUGUUCGGCGUUUUGUUGAAUAUAAAUUAACAAUAAUUGAAAAUAUAAUCAUUAAACUGUAAUUACUUUUGCAAGGAA
This is a messenger RNA of Glossina fuscipes, 2552 nucleotides long. Its product is annotated as ribosomal protein S6 kinase delta-1. The coding region runs from base 408 to 2411 and encodes 667 amino acids. NCBI's taxonomy places the organism in Eukaryota, Metazoa, Arthropoda, Insecta, Diptera, Glossinidae. The transcript has 4 exons. Gene Ontology annotation, biological process: protein phosphorylation. The record is from RefSeq and is a predicted model, not a curated record. Gene Ontology annotation, molecular function: protein kinase activity; ATP binding; phosphatidylinositol binding.